UGUUAGCUGUUGGCUGUUUUGGGGUCAUCCGCCAUCGCCUGCUGCCCGUCGCAUUUUUCGUCAUGGACAGACAUUGCGACACGCGCAAAGCUUCACCCUACCAGCAGCAAAUGGCCGUAUUCCAGGCGCGCAACGUCUCAUCGAGCAAAAUCGGCACGGCCAUUCUUGUUGCAAAUGCGCGCAGCGACCGGCAGCUGGAGGAGAAGAUUAGGUCGCUGGAGAAGGUAAAAGAUAUGGAGAUGAGGAGGCUCAACUGGGAGCAGAAUCAGUUGAGGCGAAGUCCCAAUUUGCGGCGACAUGAGAUGGGAAGUCGAUGCAGCUUGGAUUCUAGAAGUGCGACUCGUCUUGAUGCAAUUGCUACCCCAACAUUACAUCGAAGACGUGAAACAUUUCACGUCGAGCCUCACAGUAUCACUUGCCUGUCACAUCACAGCCCAGAACUCAGUUACUCACGUCGGGUAAGAUCUAAUCCAUCAAAGCGGCCGGACACACCACGACCAAGAGCACUCAAUGUGUUACUCCCAGACUUGGGACUUCGUUCAAUGCCCAACUUGACGGGCAUUGAUGAGGUCGAAGAUGUAAUUUUAUCACCAACGACGCCCCAGGCACUUCCAAAGAAGCUAAGAGAAAAAAGAAACUCACAAAUGACACUUGCAGCUCAUAGACAAGAAAACAGUCUGAAGUCGAAAUCUGGCAGCAGUCUCUAUCAUCUAGAAUCGCCCACAAGUCAACCAAACCAUUUCAGUGAGCGUUUCAAGCAUCAUACGUUGCCCAGUCUAAAUUCGUCGUCACUGGUGGUGCAGCAUAACAAGCCACUGUCGAGGUCUUGGGCACAACUAAGUCGCACAGAAAACAGCAGCUAG
Messenger RNA from Corticium candelabrum, 863 nucleotides. RefSeq lists its product as uncharacterized. NCBI's taxonomy places the organism in Eukaryota, Metazoa, Porifera, Homoscleromorpha, Homosclerophorida, Plakinidae. The record is from RefSeq and is a predicted model, not a curated record. Bases 63 to 863 code for a protein of 266 amino acids. The transcript is spliced from 2 exons.